UAUAAAAGCUGGACUAGCUACAUGAGCACCUACAGUUUCAAGUAAGUUUGAAAGCUAAGCAACAGCGCCAUGUCUCCCUACACCGUGCUCGUCCUCUGUCUGCAGCUCUGCCUGAUCCAGUCCGUGUUAAGCCAGAGCCGCGGCUGUUGCGGCUCCGGCUCCGGUUCUUACGGCAUCAGCAGCGGCUCCUACGGCGGCGGCUGCGGCUCGUACGGUGGGCAGGGCUGCGGGCAGGUGGGCGUGAACGGCCCCAUCCAAGCGUGCGGCACCACCUGCGUCGACGGCUGCGUGCCCGUGCUCGGCUCCGUCUGCUUCAGCGGCUGCGCGCCCGCCUGCGGCUCCGUCUCCAUCUGCGGACAGUGCUGCGGAUGCGGAUGCAACUAAACUCUUUACUCGCAACAAUUAGUAUCCCAUUCAUUUGAACCCCUGACUUGGAAUAAAGCAUUCGAUAAUAA
Leguminivora glycinivorella is the source of this 455-nucleotide messenger RNA. RefSeq names its product chorion class high-cysteine HCA protein 12-like. The record is from RefSeq and is a predicted model, not a curated record. Bases 70 to 384 code for a protein of 104 amino acids. The transcript is spliced from 2 exons. Lineage: Eukaryota; Metazoa; Arthropoda; Insecta; Lepidoptera; Tortricidae.